AUGUCACAAAGGGAACGCGAAAGAGCAUUGCGAGACACUUCCUAUUUCCGCGUCUCCUACUGUCACCCAAACGUGCCGCUCCCAUGGUAACGAAAAAACUGCAGUUUGACUGAGGACCACACGACAGCCGUACAAUGUCUGCUUUCGUCAACUGUCUUUCUGAAGAAGACCAGGAGUUCUACGAAAUCAAAAACGCAGCUGCGGAGUUUUACCGGGCGAACAGAGUGCCCGAGGAGCUUGAGAAAGCCCUGGGAGAGCUUUUCUUCCAGAACCCCGAGGACGUCCACGGUUACCUGGCAAACUAUUUCACAAACCGCUCAUCGCAACCACUUAUCAGCCGAUUGAAUGGAAAGGAGGUCUAUGAUUCAAGAGGGCAACUGUGUGCUGAGGCUGAAGUGUUUUGCAUCAUCUGCAAUAAGGAAAAGAGGACGUCCUCUGCCGCCAUUUCAAGCCAUCUUGGGCAAAAGGAGACUUUCUCAAACUGGCAAGCAAAAAGUGAGGAGAGAGCGCACCAUGUCAUGACUGCUGUCCAGUGGAUAGCUGAACCUCUGAAUCUCAUGCUGAAAGGACAGACCCCUUGCGACCAAUCAGAAGUUGACCAGAAACUCAGCAAUUUCUUCAUGGCCCGCCAGCAGGAGGAGAAAGAAAUGAAGGAAAAGGAGGAGAGUCCUUCUUCUGGUGAACAGGAGGUUGAAAUACCGUCCCCGCCACCUGAAAAGAAGAAAGAAAAGAAGGCUGAUAAAAAAAAAAAAGGCGCUUCAGAGAAGCCAUUUUGUCCGGCAGAGCCACCUGAACCAGUGCUACCGGGGUGCUUGGCCAUUGGCUCAGUGUCUCUUGCGGUGGCCAAGAGUGGGGCUGAGAUCAAGGGCAUUCCUCUCUACAAAUACAUCCGUAACCUAAAGAACCCAGAGGAUCAAGAUGGAUUUCACAUUCCUAUCUCCCUGGUAACUUUAUUAAGCUGUGGGAAGAUGUCUCCCGGAAAACUCAACUUGCUUGAAGAGGUCAUACUGAUCCCCAAUGCAGGACAACAAGUCAAACAAAUCAUCACAAUGACAACACAGUUACAGAAGGAAAUGAUGAGAAUAUUGAGCGCUUCAUCAAAAGCUGGGGUCACCCAGGCCAUUCUGAGCGAGAAUGGUGUGCUUCCUAUGAGCUAUGAUCGUCCGGAACAAGCUCUCGAUCUGAUCUCCGAAGCCUGCAAUAACCUUGCAUUAGCACUCGGAACGGAGAUUCAUCUGGCACUGAGCUGUGCUGGCCCCGACCUCAUGGACUAUACCAAAGAAAAGUAUGAGAUUGCAACAGGAGGUUUUAAGUCUGCAGACGAACUGGUGACGAUGUAUCAAAACCUUGUCAGCAAAUAUACUGCGGUGGUCGCUUUAAUCGACCCAUUCAGGAGGGAGGACAGAGAACAGUGGGAGAAACUGAGCACUGUGAUUGGACAAUCGUGCGUGCUGCUCUCUGAUGCUACCUACAAGCCACAAGCUACGCCUCUUCCUGGAGUCACAGGUCAUUUCCUAAAACACAUCAAUGAGAUGACUGUCAGCGACUUGAUCCGCAUCACAUCCGAGCAACAAGGUACACUUCUAUUGGGGAAAUCUAGCAAUGAGUCCUGUGAUGACAAUUCUCUGUCAGACAUAGCGGUGGGUCUGGGUCUGGACUAUGUCAAACUGGGAGGUCUGACCAGUGCCGAGACGAUGACUAAAUACAACAGGCUGCUUUCUAUUGAGGAAGAACUGUCUCAACAGGGGAUCCUGGUCCCGAAGGACCAACAUUCCCUGCCGCUGUUCCAUGAAACGGAGGAGGAGGAAGUCUGAACGGGACCAUUUUCUGGUCCUAUGCCACCAUAGCACACACAUUUCUUGUGCUUCCUUCAAUUAACCACUUUCUGUCGACUGCUUUCAACAGUAACUCAUCACAUUUACUACUUUUGCGUCUUUUCUCAGGGUUACGCAUACCAUACAACAAUGUACUAGCUGUGCCAUUGAUAUAUUUUAACAGCUUAGUACAUUUAGCCCAAUAAUACAUCCAUCCAUCCAUCAUC
Messenger RNA from Hippocampus zosterae (dwarf seahorse), 2041 nucleotides. RefSeq names its product enolase 4 (gene eno4). The coding region runs from base 135 to 1814 and encodes 559 amino acids. The transcript is spliced from 13 exons. The record is from RefSeq and is a predicted model, not a curated record. Gene Ontology annotation, molecular function: phosphopyruvate hydratase activity; magnesium ion binding. Gene Ontology annotation, biological process: glycolytic process. Gene Ontology annotation, cellular component: phosphopyruvate hydratase complex. NCBI's taxonomy places the organism in Eukaryota, Metazoa, Chordata, Actinopteri, Syngnathiformes, Syngnathidae.